AAAAUAUAAUGGCAGCAGUAGCCCGGCCUGAUUAUAAAUUGGGGUCGAAGCCUCAGAAUCAAAGCGACAAUUGUUAUAACGCAAUUUUUGGAGGAGACCCUGCCUCCAAAAUAGAUGAUAACAUGUUUGCUCUAAAUUUCAACUUCGAGCCUCUGAAAGAGGUUUUAAACAGUCUCAUAUUUUCCCAAAAGGUAGCGAAGAGUAGAAUUGAUGAUCUUGUUGCAGAGAACAGACAGAUCAAAAGCACCCUUGCUGAAUAUGAAGAAAAGUUUGUCUUCAUUGAAUCAAAGGUUGGCACAGUCAUCGAGAGGUAUGAUGAGAUCGAUAGAGGAUUUUACGAUGUGGCAGACACCACCCAAGAACUCAACAAGAAGGUCAGUACUGCACUUCACACAGUUGAUGAUUCCAAGAAACUUGAAGAACUUUACAGUGAGACUCAGAAGAAGCUACUUGAAACUCAAAAAAAGGUAGACAAUUAUAAAGACCAUGCGAAGGGCUUUAUUGCGAUCUCACAGUUCAGAGAAGAAAAGAAAAGGGUCGAAAGAAUAAGUAAUAAGUCGUCAGUUUCCAACUCGAAGCAAGGAAGUAAGAAGCAAGUAACAAAUGAGUCCCAUCAAGAGAAGAGUACAAAAAGAAUUCCAGAAAUGAAUAAAGAUAUUGAGGUUUUCAGGGAUGACAAUGAGUGUAAAUCAAAUGUAGACCAUUGUGAACAACUUGACAUCCAAGAUGAAUCAACCAUACAAAAUGAAGCUGAAACUGCUGAAAUUUCAGCAAAUGAUAAGAAAGUUAUGAACCUUCAGGGCCAGAUGGAGAAAGGUGCAGAAGACAUCAAUAAGUUAAAUAAGUUACUCGAGGAACUUAAGCAAAAACAAAAGAAUGCCAAAGAUUAUGAAGAAGCAAGCAAACCCCAGCUUACGGAUGAAAUGGUGAGACAAAUUAAGAUGUCCACCAUAAAUAUUAAGAAUCAUAAUGGAAGAUUGGAGGAUCUUGAAGAAAAGAACAAGAUAACUUUGCAGGAGCUUGAAAAUAAACUUGAAUCUAAGCUUGAUACUUUGGAAUAUGAAGCUGAAAUGAAUAAAAUCAGAGAAAGGGUAUCCUUGCUUUGGCAAAAGUUUGGUAAACCUAAAAACACCAAAAAUGCACCUACCACAAAAGGACAAUCCAACGAAGCCAUCGAAGACGCCAUCCUCGAAACAUCAGCCCUAAAAGCCCACCUCAAAAACAUCGAGAGAAGGAUCCAAGAGCUCCUAACAACAUCACAAAACCACCACAAAGAUAUCGAAAAUCUUCAAUCCAGCUACUCUAAACAAUCAAAAUCCCUAAAAUCCUUGACUCAGCCUACUACCAAAGAACUCUCAGCUCAACUGCAUGACCUCACCUCCCAGGUGGCUUCACUACAAGAAUCUCAGAAACCCGAAUCCACACAUUCUGCUCAGAAAUCAUCCCGAUCUCGCCUUCCUUCACCUAUUGAAAAGCCUCAAGUGAUCAACUACAAGAUCACCUCUCCACAAGAAAAAGAAACUGCCUUAUCUAAGCCAAGUAGGAUCAUUAUCAAUAAUAAUGCCGACAAGAUAGAGACUAAGAAGUCUCUGAACGACCUUGACCGGAAAAUAGAGGAUAUUAAGAAGGCGGCUCAUAAGAAGAUUGACUCUAAUUUGAGUGAGUUCCAAAAAUUUAAGAUAUCGUGAUGAAAUAUACUGGAGAGACAAGACCAAUCUUUGAUAAGUCUACUGACUAGGGUCACAGCACUGGAGAUUAGAGUGGAUUCGCUUGAGAAUGAGGAUAUUAAGGCCAAGACUAUUGAUACAGGGUUAGGGAACAAGAGAGGCAGAGUUGAUAAGAGUCAACUGCUGGAGGCAUUACAGAUAGCAGAGAAAUUAGUGAAUGAUUUUAAACAAAUGAGAAAGGAAGUCUUUGAUAAAUUGUACCAAAUUACUGAAAAAGAGCUCAAGUCUAAAGCUAAUGCUACUGAUUUAUUUGAAGUAGAGACUAAGUUUGAUGAAAGAUUAAAUAUUUAUGAAAAAGAGAUAAGAAAACAUAAGGAGGCAAUGAGAGAAAAUAUUCAGCGCUUACAAGAUAGAAUGUCUGUCCAGCUAACACGGCGUGCUAUAUCUCCUGAUCCAGAUUUUGAUUCCUCUGCCAUAUUAUCCAAAAAGCAAAACAUGCAAACAAAAUGUAUGAACUGUGAUAAAACCUUACCUCAGCUGGACAAGAUUCAGCAGAACUACUCCCAGUGGAAGAAUCUUCCCCAGAAGACGCAUACAAGGAACACAAAAAUGCUGCAUUUAGGGAAAGGUUAUUCCAAGUUACUCCAAUCUUACAACCACGAGAUUCUAUCACCUGACAAUAGUUUCAGAAAGGACUAUAAUCUCGCAUUGAAUGAGGGUAGUGACACAGAUACAGUCCCAUUCCAGAACAGUAUGAUCAAGACACUUGAUACCCCCAAUCAGGAUCUAAGUAGCUGCCUCAAAACAACUAAGAAGAAAGCCAAGAAAUCUCUAAAAGAUAUCAGAGAGUUAGACCCAAAUGGUCUUGAUGUUGAGUGUAAGAAGCUACCGCAAAUCAAUAGCACCAAAGACUUGAGAGGAUUUGGAGAUUCUAACCACUAAUUUUAAAAUAAAAUCCAUCUUGUCUUUAAGUCAA
Moneuplotes crassus is the source of this 2643-nucleotide messenger RNA. Lineage: Eukaryota; Ciliophora; Spirotrichea; Euplotida; Euplotidae. The record is from the annotation of a GenBank genome assembly.